Messenger RNA from Rhineura floridana, 2473 nucleotides. It is a transcript of the gene MBD2, whose product is annotated as methyl-CpG binding domain protein 2. NCBI's taxonomy places the organism in Eukaryota, Metazoa, Chordata, Lepidosauria, Squamata, Rhineuridae. The coding region runs from base 544 to 1356 and encodes 270 amino acids. The transcript is spliced from 7 exons. Gene Ontology annotation, molecular function: DNA binding. The record is from RefSeq and is a predicted model, not a curated record.
UGGCCGGCGCGCCGUCAUCCAUCCUCCCUCCCCAAGCACCCCGCCUCCCUUGGCUGCGGCGCGCGGGCUCUAUGACCCCGAGGUUCUGAGCGCCGAUGACACGGAUUCCGAGGCUCAGUUACGGAAGCAGGAGGAGGAGGAGGAGAAGGCACUGCCGCCGCAGCCGCUGUCGCCGUCGCCACCGGGCAAAAGGAGAGCGCUGCGCGCGCAGCCCCAACUCUGCCUCCCAGCUCUGGCCGAGAGAGUUCAGCGGUGGCCGCGGCGGUAGCAGCAGAAGAGAAGGAGGCGACGGCGGUGGCGAGUGUAGUUGCUGCUCCUGCUGCGGCUGCUGGACAGUCGCCCCGGCGUGCUCCCGCUAGCGCCCCUCGCCGGCCGCGCCCCUCGCCGGCCGCGCCGCGCUCCGCCGCUCUCGCUCUUGUCCGCUCUCCACCCGUGCCCCGGACUAAGGUGGUGGGGAACCGGCCGGCGGGCAGCAGGCCUCGGCUCCGGAGCAACGCUCGCCCUGCCUUGGCUCCGUCGGAGGGGCCCCGCCGAGCCCCGCGGAUGGAGAAGCGGGGGAAGAGGGUGGACUGCCCGGCGUUGCCCCCCGGGUGGAAGAAAGAGGAGGUUAUCCGGAAAUCGGGGCUCAGCGCAGGGAAGAGCGAUGUCUACUAUUUCAGUCCAAGCGGGAAAAAGUUCCGAAGCAAGCCCCAGUUGGCAAGAUACUUGGGGAACACUGUUGACCUCAGCAGCUUUGACUUCAGGACAGGGAAGAUGAUGCCCAGUAAAUUACAGAAGAACAAGCAGAGGUUAAGGAACGAUUCGCUCAGUCAAAAUAAGGGUAAACCUGAUUUAAAUACCACACUGCCAAUCAGACAAACAGCAUCUAUUUUUAAACAGCCUGUAACCAAAGUUACCAACCAUCCAAGCAACAAAGUGAAGUCCGAUCCACAGCGAGUGAUUGAACAGCCCAGACAGCUUUUCUGGGAGAAAAGGCUGCAAGGCUUAAGUGCCUCAGAUGUGAGCGAGCAGAUCAUAAAAUCCAUGGAAUUGCCUAAAGGCCUUCAAGGAGUUGGCCCAGGAAAUAAUGACAACACCCUCUUGUCUGCCGUCGCCAGUGCGUUGCACACGAGUUCUGCCCCCAUCACGGGGCAACUCUCUGCUGCGGUAGAGAAGAACCCAGCUGUGUGGCUUAACACAUCCCAACCUCUCUGCAAAGCUUUCAUUGUUACAGACGAGGAUAUUAGGAGACAAGAGGAGCGAGUGCAGCAGGUACGCAAAAAACUGGAGGAAGCGCUAAUGGCAGACAUCUUGUCACGAGCCGCGGAUUCAGCUGACCAGGAUGAGGUUGAGAUGGACAAUGGCGAGGACGCAUAAGAGGCAACAAAUCAGGUACUUAAAACAGAAUUAUCCCCAGAGGAAAUUUCUGGAAGCUGGAGGCGCUUUUUUUCAUUUUGUUUUUCCGUUGGUCUUUUAUGAUAAGAAGAAAAGGACCUCUGCACAUUUAUAUAGCUUUCUAAUAGCAUUAAAAACCAAUGCCUUUUUCGGGGGCUCUUAUUUUUUUGAUGUAUACAUCUUGUUUGAAAAAAAGAAAAAGAAAAAAGAAAACAGAGACAAAGAAAGAGGGGGGAAACCCGUUGCUUUAUUUUGUGUCUUAUGACUUCAAAAGUCUUGUUUUUAUUUUUAUUUUGUCAAACAAUUCCCUAAACCUGAAGCUGAGCUUUUGAUGCCGGGCUGCAAUCUGAAGCUGUAUGACUAGCACUAACUAUUUGGAGUUUCCCCCUUUGCCUUCUCUCUUUUCCUUUUGUGUGUAUGUUUGUGUGCUUGUAACGAUGGAUCAGGCAAACAGAAUGUCCCUCACCCCAAUUAAAAAGAUAUAUAUAUAUAUAUAAUGUGACAUGUGUUGUACAUAUAUUAUAUAGUAGAUUUUUUUUAUAUACUGGAGUGGAAACAUCUGUAAAUUUACCCAUCCUCAUUCUCUAAAGAGAAAUAAAUAAUUAUAUUUGGAGCAACUAAAUUUGUAGACUGUGAUGUGCUGUAAUUAAGACAAAUUGAUAAUUGCCACUCGUGCCCAGAUCACAAUACUCGGUGGUUUUCAUGCUAGUCCUAACUCAGGGUACAAUCAUUGACCGACAUGACUAAUUUAGGUUCAUUAGCUUCAGUGGAUCUACUCUGAGUAGAACUUAGUUGAAUGCAACCCAUAAAGUAGUCGUAGGCAAAGUCCAGUGAGUGGAGUUGUGUCCAAGAUACUUGGGUUCAAGUCACUGACUCCGAUUUGCACUUGUCAAGGGCACAAGUGGGGAUGGGCUUCCCCAUCAGAGGCAAUUAUUAAGUUCAAUGGGAAUUGGAUGAGCACUGUGAUGCAAAUAUGAAAGCACAUCAGCUGAGUGUGCGGAUCAGCCUCGGUUCUCCAUUUGUAAAAUGGGAAUGUGUGACCUACCUCACAGGGGUGUUGUGAGGAUAAUAAAGAUUAUAAAGCACUUUUCAAAUUAAA